Molecule: messenger RNA, 2599 nt
Organism: Solenopsis invicta (red fire ant)
Lineage: Eukaryota; Metazoa; Arthropoda; Insecta; Hymenoptera; Formicidae
Product: pollen-specific leucine-rich repeat extensin-like protein 3
Exons: 2
Coding region: 2017-2490 (157 amino acids)
Source: RefSeq, a predicted model, not a curated record
ACAUAAUAAUAAUUCGUUAGAAAGAGCGCUAUAACUGUAGAAAUAUUCACUUUACAUGUAAAAGUUAUGCAUAUUUCUCCGUUCUUUAACAUAGAUCAUUUCUUUAAGUAAUUACUGUGCUCAGAAUAAAGCUGAAGUCAAUUUAAUUUGAUAUUACAUUUAUUGGGUCUAUCUCUGUUAGUUUUCAAGAUAAAAGGCGGUGGCCACUUGUACGAAGACACCCUGUAUACAUUUUUGAAUAUUUUCGUUGAAUAAUGUAAUGUCCGCACGGACUGAUCAAGAGGCGCGAUCGCGUCUCGCGAUAUUUUUUUUCAUCAUCAUCAUAUUCUUCAUCAUAUCAGCGAGAGAGACCAGCCUCUUUUACGCGAGUCAGCGAGUUCAACCUAACGAGAUUAUUCAGAUCUCAGUAACGGCUGAACCGAUCAAGUUCUGAGUAGUCUCAAUCGAUAGCUUGGGGAAAAUUGCAUAAUAAAAGUGUUUUUAUUUUUUCUCUCCGUGCCGUACGUGCGGAUAUAUUGCGACGCAAAGUCCAAAUCUUGACGUUUUAGAUGUAAGAAACGUUGUCGUCGUCAACGACCAUCAAAUCUUGUCCAGUACAUCUUUUCGACACGAGUACCGAGUGGCGCUCGUUAUUAGCCGUUCUAUCAUCACGUGGGGCAACAUGUGACCGUUCCCAUGAGCAUCAUGGCCGUAUACAAUGUGUAUACAUGUAGUUGAUAGCUUAAGGUGACAGGUUUCCUAACCUAUCGCGUGGACAACCGUGCAUGCUCGUGUCUCUCUCUCGUUUCGUUUCGCUACUUUCGCGAAAAGCGCGGUGCGUGAGCUACAGUCGUUAGUGCCGGUCGAUGGUACGUCCUCGUGAUCUCUCGACGAGGACAGCACACUUCGAGGACGCCUUCGAGAACAGCACGUGGUGUGUUAGUGGUGGAUGGAAGUGGUGGUCGACGACGGCGGCGGCGAUUCAAAUGUUGACGACGAGGUGAUACCCGAGAUCUCGUGAAGGGGUCUUCGUCAUUGUCCUACGUCCUCGAAGAGGACGUUCAUCAAUAUCGAAGAUGAGUUACACAUCAACAAUUGAUUAUUAUUAACAUUGUUGCUUGCUUUAGUUCUCGUAUAUGUUGUAAAAAAUUUUGUAAGAGAGAGAGAGAGAGAGAAAGAGAGUUUUAUUAUUUAUUAUUUUAUUAUCUCUCAAAGGAUUACGCUAAAAUUGCCUCGAUUCAUUAAACAUUACAUUUUAUAAAGUUUGCAAUCUGAUAUUUAAAUAUUAUUAUUUAUUACACACUUCAAUGCGCUUUGAUCACUUAUGACAUGUAAGUAAAAUCUUUAAUUAAGAGAUUUAGCAAUAAAAGGAAGGUAGUCGACUCAGCAUUUCAUGAUUAAAAACAUAAUAAUCGACUACCUUUCUUUUAUUGCUAAUGCUGUUAAUUGAAAUUUUAACCUAUAUGUGCUAAAAGUGAAAUCACUGAGAUGAGAUUGAAAACUCAGUGAAAUGUAAUGUUUAAUGAAAAAUCAUUGCUUCAACGAUGAGUAUCUGUUCUUUUCUGUUUUUGCAGUGAUGUUGCGUUUAAUGUUUAUAUCUAUUGCACCGCAAUUCAGUCCCAACACCCCAGCAGUAUUCUUCACGCAGAGUUUAUUGAUUAUUGCUGAAAAUCAUUUUGGAUUGAUUUAUGAUGAGCAUUCAUUGAAUAUUACAACUCAACGGGCCAAAAGUGUGAUUCACGAUUUCAAUAUUAGGAUUAGGAAUUGCAACGACACUGGAACUUGAAGCCCACACUACCUUCUCAUUCCCAUAAGAUAUAGAGUAUCUUUUCGUAAUAACUAGCGAGAUAAUUAUAUAAUUAUAAUUCGAUAUACUUACUGCAUACUACAAAUAUCUCUUUACAAAUAAAAGAGAUAAUUGUAUUGUAGAUAAAAUGUUAAUAAUUACAUUCGUUUUUUACAGAUAUCGGAUCGGAAACAACAUGAUUAACGAGGAUGUCAUGCUAAAGACGGUGGUAGAGGCUGCCAGGGAGUUAAAUGGGGAACCUCUGCCACCGCCACCACCACCCGUACUGCCGAUCCCGACUCCGUCGCAGGCACCGCCUGCCCCUGCCCCGUCUCAGCCAUCGCCUGCCUCUGCCCCGUCAAAGGUUCAACCACCAGUCGCCGCCAGUUCUGGUCCAGGCGCCGCCGCCAGUUCCGGUCCAGGCGCCGCCGCCAGUUUCGGUCCAGGUACCGCCCGCGCCAGUUCCGGUCCAGGUCCAGGUACCGCCCGCGCCAGUCCCGGCGCAGGCACUGCCCCCCCCCCCCGUCAUUGCCGUCCGAACCAUCGUUGCAACCGGCGUUAGCCGCAACCGGAGAGGGAAAAAAAGCUCGAUGGGAAAGAGCGGGCCGACGCCGAGGAAGAGGAAGAGGAAGGUGGCAGUGGGGUGGAGGACGAGGAAGAGGAAGGUGGCAGUGGGGUGGAGGACGAGGAAGAGGGCGUGGAUACCGAGGAAGAGGAGGUGGUAGAGGAGGAGGAGGAGGACAGCAAAAUUUUACUUUUUAUUGUUGCUAACUAAAUUUGAUUUUAAAUGUUAACUAUAAUAACCUUUUGAUAAAAUUGUUGCUAACCAAAUAU